AAAUAUUUUGAAUCAAUCGAAAAAAAAAAAAACAUAACAAGCGGCGCGAGAUUAACCCGUUGGUGUUGUGAGAAAAUAAAUGCAGAAAAGAAAUUGGGGAACGAAAUGGCUAACUCCAGGUGAAUAAUUGUGAAUGUGCAGCACAGGGCAUGGAUUAACGCAUCGAAGGAAUAUUGUUGUCGAUGCAGCCAGGAUGGCCGGCAAUAUGCGCUAUCCACAAUGCCCAGUGGAUCAAAAAUCAUUGGAACGUGGCUGCUUCUGAAGCAGAUCCAGCCACCAUGCCAUCAAAGAAAAAGGGAUCGGCCGAUGAAAAGAAAGCGGGGUGUCGGUGUUUGUGUGUGUUGAUGCUGUUGAUGCUGGAAGCUCCUGUGGUUGCUUGGUGCAAAUUUUGUAGCUGCUGUAAUGUACGGCUGCUUUGGAAUGGCGCAAAUUGGAUAGGCUCAAAUUGGAACUCCUCGGAUUGGCUCAAAAAGCUGGGCGCUGGCAAUUAAAAGUUCAAAUAUUACGGCGCUGAAGG
Molecule: messenger RNA, 517 nt
Organism: Rhagoletis pomonella (apple maggot)
Lineage: Eukaryota; Metazoa; Arthropoda; Insecta; Diptera; Tephritidae
Exons: 3
Coding region: 183-491 (102 amino acids)
Source: RefSeq, a predicted model, not a curated record